This is a messenger RNA of Racocetra fulgida, 196 nucleotides long. Lineage: Eukaryota; Fungi; Glomeromycota; Glomeromycetes; Diversisporales; Gigasporaceae. The record is from the annotation of a GenBank genome assembly.
AUAAUGCUUUGAAAAUCAUACUCCUGAAAGCGGAUGAUCAUUAUAACAAAAAAAAUCACCAAAAUGAAACCAAAGAACUUCUUAGCGUUGCAAAUAUUUCAAGGCUAAAAAAAGGAAAAAUAUUAGUAAAAUUAAAGUCAAAAUCGAAUAAAAAGAAAAAAGAUUUAAAAGCCCACAAAGAAUCUAUGGCUUUACU